Messenger RNA from Solenopsis invicta (red fire ant), 2733 nucleotides. RefSeq names its product protein inscuteable homolog (gene insc). Gene Ontology annotation, molecular function: cytoskeletal adaptor activity. The record is from RefSeq and is a predicted model, not a curated record. NCBI's taxonomy places the organism in Eukaryota, Metazoa, Arthropoda, Insecta, Hymenoptera, Formicidae. Gene Ontology annotation, cellular component: apical cortex. The transcript has 5 exons. Gene Ontology annotation, biological process: asymmetric cell division; regulation of asymmetric cell division; apical protein localization. The coding region runs from base 140 to 2386 and encodes 748 amino acids.
UCCUGUAAAUAACAAGAGAGCGAAUAACUGAAGAGGUGCAAAUAAAAGUUUCGCAGUAGGUUUUUACUUCAGCCUCUCUUCGCGUCUGCUGGCGAAUGUUUUACAAACUUUGUUGAAUGAAAACAGUGAAAAAAAAAACAUGAGUGCGUUCAAGAGGUAUCAGAGCAAGGUGUUUUGGGGUCAAAUGGCCUCACACGACCUGCAGGACGAUCGUUUUGCUGAAAGAAACGAUCUUACGCGUUACUCUUUUAACGAACGCGUCCGUGAAAAGGAGGAGGAGGAGAAAGAAGAAAAAGAAGAAGAAAAUUCGACCAAGUCGGAAAACGACACCGAUGCGAAUAUUACCGCAAUACGCGUGUGUAAGAGCGAGGAGAAUAUAAAACAAAACGUGUCUCGGAUUUCGUUGAUAUGCGACGAAAGUUUAACAUGUCACGGAAUGACAGUGGAGAAGACGGAUAAAGGGGAAGAGAAGCGCGAGAUAAGAAACAGAUCUUACAGCCCCUUGAGUCAAGAUUUCAAGAGCCAGGACUCUGGAUUCUCCGAUUCCGAGAGAUCGGACUGUUCGGAGGCUUACGAAAAUGCGACUCCGAGACGGAAAUUGAGGAGGAAACGAGUGAGACGUAGGAUUCAGCCGGCUUCCCCGUGGCUGGAUCCCGAGGAAGGAUCUCCCCCGAUACCGACGCAUACGUCCACGCCCAAGGAUUCCAGAAUACUCGCGAGAAACCGUUUCGAAAAGAACUCCGCGAGAAGUCUGUCGCGGGUACAGAGGGCUGACGAGAAGCGGGACGACGCAUCGAAAGUACCCUCCUCCGUUUCGUUGGCAGAAGAGAGCCUGUGCGAUUUUCUGUACGCGUCCGAGCCGCCGGAAGACAGCGUUCAGCCGUCAAUAACGAAAUCGCGGACUUCCACAGACAGCGCGGACGCGAUCGCCGCCGGCAGGGACGUGUUGAACUCCAGAAAUUAUCGUCAAUCGUCGUCCAUGAGGGCAUGGCUGACCGAUCUCGCUACGGUGACUGAGAACGAGUGCGGCAGCACGCUUCAGAGCAAGAAUCUGCCGCGCGGAGCCCGAGCGAUGUCCGGCGAGGUUCAUGCGCGGGAUCUGAAGAAGUUGUCUUCCGCAGCCACCGCGGCCGCGAGCAAACUUCUAGUCAGCGCGGAACACUUCGAGCAACAUUAUCAGAGCAUCGUGGAGAAAAUAACUCGGCUGGAAGGCGGCAGAUUCGAAAUGGAGCUCCUUCGCAAUAUAGAGGAGGCCGCAUUCUCGAUUCUCUCUCAAUUGGGUGCGCCUCCUCCUCGCAGGAUACAGCAAGGUAGUCUGAGGAGCAUCCUCGCGCAGUUGCAAAAUAUGAAGAUGUACGUCGAUAGCACGGUCGACACGCGCUUAGACUUUUACAUCGAGAAAAUAGUCCGAAGCCUCGAGGAAGCUCCACGGGAGGACAGUAGCGUGGCUAGAGGCGCUCUGGCAGCUCUGACGGCUCUAGGAUUGUCGGAUCCUCGCGCUGGAAGCAGUAUAGCUCGAUGCUCCGGCGUAAAGGCCCUCUUAACGUGCCUCGUCACUACCGGUCAAAUGCCAGACGAUCUCGUCGUGAUCUCGUUACGUGCUCUGGCCAGCACGUGUAGUUCCGCGACAGCGAUCGAAUACUUUGCUCGAGAAGGUGGUCCCGAAAUCCUGACGGAUCUUCUAGGCGCGGAAUCCUCUUCCGAGAAGGAGAAGACUGAAGCCACCGCCUUGGUGGUGCAAAUCACAGCGCCGUGGACCAAUGCACGGGGUCUGCCGUAUCUCGAACCCUUUGCGGAUUCACUAAUUCCAGCAUUAAAUCAGGUACUUGAGAACACCAACUGCGCACAGACCCUGCUGUUGGCCGCCGCGGCGCUGAAUCAGCUGUCCAAGUCGACGAUAUGUGCCACGAUUAUACUGGAGGAGGAUAGCGUGAAAAAGCUCUUGAGAAGCGUGAAGAAAUCCCACGGUGGUAAUGUGUGGCUGAUGGAGCAGGUCGCCGCGUUGAUCGGUGAACUAGCGCGGAUUCCCGAGGGCCGAUCGCAUCUGGCGAAGGCGCGAGCUUCAGUGGCGUUAGUCUCUUUUCUUCGAAUGAGGCCACCGGGUCUGGAGGAUGCGUAUCAACGACUGGAGAUCACCGCGUCAGCCGCGUUGACCCGACUUUGCGUGGAGCCGGAGAUCGCGAGACAAGUGGUCGCUGUCGGCGGAGGGGAUUGUCUGCCGGGACCAUGCAGAAUAAACGAGGUUCAAAUAGAUCAGAAGAAGGAUGAGGAGGCGCAAGCAGAAGUGGGUUUGUUCAGAUACACCAGAUCGUUGAGACGAGCCUGCAAGAAGGCUGCGAAGCAAAUCGGGAUCGCGAAGGCCAAGGAUCACAGCCCACUGGACUGAGGGAAUUCUGGAAAGGGAAAAAUUUGUUGUGAUAAAUCAUACAAUGCUUAACGAGUGAAAGAUGAUUAUGUAUAGAGUAAGAAAAGAUGUAAACAAAGAGAACAUGUAAAUACAUUUUAUAAUCGCGAACUAUAAUACAGUAGUUUAUUACAUUAUAAAAGAGAGUAAUGCAGGGAAAACAAAUAUUUUUGUUAAAUAUGUACAGAUUUAUAUGUAACUUGACGUACCCGUAUCGCAAUGAUACGGCUGCAUACUGUAAAAAUGUGAAUGUUUUAUUGUGUCACAUGUGCUAAAAAAAUGUGCCAUAUAGUACACAUUUUUAUUAUUAAAAAAUAUAUAAAAAUCCA